AUGCACACACGGGAGAGAGUGACGGCGCUCGUCGUCGGGGUGCUCGUGCUGUUGGCGGCGGGCACCGUCUAUUGCUACGGGGUGUACCUGCCCCAGUUGAUGGCGCAUCUUGGUUUAACGGCUCUGGACCUGGCUACCAUUGGUCUCGCGACUAAUCUAGGGCUGGGGUGUGGUGGUCUCCCCGGUGGAUUUGUCAUUGAUCAUUUUGGCCCGCAAAAAGCGAUAAUAUUGGCGGCGGGCGGUAUCUUUGGUGGUUACCUUUUGGUGUACUAUUUCUAUAGCCACGUCAUUGCUACCGUGUUAGGGAUAUGUGUGGCGAUGGCUGCCGUUGGUUUUGGUUCCAUUACCUCCUAUUUCUCGUGUUUGAAAGCCGCCCAGGCCAAUUUCCCUCGUCAUCGCGGUGCUGCUGGUGCUCUACCAGUAUCUGCCUAUGGUCUUUCUGCCACGGUAUUUUCCGCUAUUGCGACGUUAUGGUUUGAUAAUGAUACCGGCGGUCUCCUUAAGUUCUUUGCCUGUUUCUGUGGCGCCAUCACCUUAAUUGGUCUGGCGUUUGUCCACGUCUACCUCGACCAAGAAGACGAGGAUACCCUUGGUCAGCCCUCCGCUGCUACCACUACAUCGCACCCCAAUGAGGCUGGUACCUAUUGGGCUCUCGAUAGUGCCCCCGUGCUGGAGACGAGUACGUUGGCUGACCAGGAACAACAAGCUCCUAAGAAACACUCGCAUAACCCGAUUGAGGUGGUUAAGAGACGGUUAACGAAUAAACUCUAUUUGACCCAUUUCUUAACGGUGUCUCUCGCCGCGGGGAUUGGCCAGAUGUACAUUUAUUCCGUCGGUUAUAUCGUCCAGGCCCAGGCGUGGUACGAUGACGACGCCACCGAUGUCCACAAGAUCCAGGCAUUACAAGUGCUGAUCAUUUCAAUCUCAUCGUUUUUGGGUCGGGUUAUCGCUGGAUUUGCCAGUGAUCAGCUCCAUAAACGCCACUACCUGAGACUAUGGAUGUCGGUGCUUAUGUGCGGUACUUUAGCCCUGGGCCAGUUAGUGACAUAUACCAAUGUCGCUGACGAGUACUGGCUUAGCGUGGGACUGGCGUUAACUGGGGUAAGUUAUGGCCUUGCUUUCGGGACUUAUCCAGCAGUGAUUGCUGACCAAUUUGGUACUCGCACAUUCUCCAUCACCUGGGGUCUCACCUGUGUUGGUCCGUUUAUUACCCUUGUCAUCUUGAAUAAGUACUUUGGGUGGAUCUACGAUGCCCAUGCUGUCGAUGGCAUUUGUCGUUUAGGUAACGCCUGCUACCAACCAGUAUUCGGCGUCAGUUUUGCCCUUUGCUUUGUGAUGUUGGCCGUGGUGGGCUACGUCAUCUGGUGGCGCCGUCCCAAGACCAACUUGAACUAA
This is a messenger RNA of Diutina rugosa, 1395 nucleotides long. RefSeq lists its product as uncharacterized. Gene Ontology annotation, cellular component: membrane. Bases 1 to 1395 code for a protein of 464 amino acids. Lineage: Eukaryota; Fungi; Ascomycota; Pichiomycetes; Serinales; Debaryomycetaceae. The transcript has a single exon. The record is from RefSeq and is a predicted model, not a curated record. Gene Ontology annotation, molecular function: transmembrane transporter activity. Gene Ontology annotation, biological process: transmembrane transport.